Messenger RNA from Linum trigynum, 2033 nucleotides. Lineage: Eukaryota; Viridiplantae; Streptophyta; Magnoliopsida; Malpighiales; Linaceae. The record is from the annotation of a GenBank genome assembly.
CUUCCAUAGUUCCGCUCUCGAUGAUCUAAAGUCUAUGUGUUAUACUACCAGUUGUAUCAAUGUAUUAUUGUGGGUCUCAAAACCUCACGCGAGUAUUGACACAAGACAGGGAGUCAUCGACCUUUUUCACAACCAAAAAACAAGAUGACUCAUUGUUUGCUAAUGAACAACCAUGGGAAAAUGAUGGACUAGGGCUUAAUUUCAUUUAUUUGUACUAAUUAUAAUCCUUUUUCCACGAUCAUGGCCUGACUGAAUUUUUUCAUGAACAAUGUGGGUUUUGAUGGUGAUGUAAGGUGGGUUCAAGCUAGCUUUGAUAUGUGCUUUAUGGUAUAAUAAUACAAGGGCUUAGCAAGAUGACUUGGUUAAGGUACAAUUGGCAACAAUUGGAAGGCCAUUCUUGGUGGGUCACUUACUAGGACUAGUUUUUAAUUAUGGGAAGUGGGAUCCUUUUCUCAUUAUUUUUGUAUAAUUGUGUUUGUAUAGUUUGGAGAGUUAAGUCUUUUUCGUGCUUCAUUUCAUUUGACGAUAUACGAAGUUAUUAGUUCUAACUCACAAAGAUAUAUUAACGACAAUAUUGUGUUCGUUUCUUAUUCAUCCAUGACCAUAACGAAAAUAUCUACUUUGCUAUAGGAUUCAAAUUGAUAGAGAACUUUAGGUCAAAACCAAACCUUGGUAAAUGUUAAUCUCAUUACAUAUUUACCAAUUGAAGUGAUCAUCAAACAUUAACAAGUAGGCUAAAUUCAAGAACUUUGACCGGGCUCCAGCCUCCAGAUUUGGGCUUACCCCCAUGUCCUAAUCCACUUCCAGUUGGAUGUUUUACAGGCCCACUUACUAUUUCAAAAAUAAAAGCCCAUACUUCAUCGAUUUGCUACUACGAGCCCAUUCUUAGAUCCACAAAGCAAUUCCCAUGCAUGCAGAGAAAAAGGGAGAAAGGAAAAGAAGUUAUGCUUUCCUCCAAAUCUUGCACUUUCUUUUCCAGGAGACAAAGGGGAUAAAGCAACCGCCCAUUUCCUCACUUCUGGACAAACAACUUGGUAUCUCCAUUCUCUUAAUGAUUCCAAAUUUCCAAUCAACUGAUUUAAUUAUAAACUUAGAUAGACUUAAUACGAGUCUAUCAGUUGUUCACAAAAAUAAUCGCGUGUAUAUUGUAUUCACAAGUAUAUCGUUAUAUGUCAAUCAAUUGAAAUCUUCAUAUAUAAGAGAACAAAAAAACGACUAAUAUCACUAGAAAAAUAUAUCUUAUAAACCUGAAGUAACCUACAAUGUCAAUCCAUCACCAAUUGAUUAAACUAAUCUAAAACUUUUAGUGGUCACCAUGUGAACAAUCUAAAUGAAUUUAAGAUUGAAGUCUCUCUGCAACCAAAUGAAACUUCCUAUGACAACUAAGGAUCAUACGAAGAGACCAAAGCCAAGGAAAGUAUAGAGCAAAUGUUCACAAGUAAAACACCACAAUAUUCCCCCUUCUACCAUCUCUCCAAUUAUAAAGCACCAAUUGCCUUCUAAUUUCCUUUCUCCCUCCCCAUAUCUCCUCUACAAUGGCUGAUCCUUACCACCAAAGGAAGCAGCAGCAGCAGCAACAUCACCAUCCAGCCAUGGAGAUCUCAGAGAAGCUGUUGCUGCAAUACAAGUACCAUUUUGCAGUUGCAGCCGUUGCCUCCCUUUCCCUCUCCUUGCUAAUGUAUGCAGCUCCAAGGCUCCUCACCAUCCUUGCAUACUUCCUGCCUCUCCUGGCUUCCACAACUGUGUUUCUGAUCUUGAUCACGACCUUCGGUGGUGUCUCGACGCUGAACAUCGAUCCAAAUCAUCUGCAACAUGGCCAGGGGCAUGGUGCAGGGCUCCUAGAUUAUGUUGCAGGCCGUCCUGAUGAAAACUACUAUGCUCUGGAGGCUCAUGGUUAUUGAUUAAUGGAAGAGCUACUCAAGAGGAACAUGUCAUAUUCCUUGGAAACAUUCUCCUAAUGUACAUAUUUGUCAAUCACAGUGAUCUUUGUUACAAACCAUUGUUCUUUCAUUUGAUAAAGAUAAAAACUCUGC